AUGUCGACGGAUCGGUCUCGCCAUAAAAGGAGAUCAUCCUUCUCCGAACAGAUUCAGCGCAUGCUCAACCUCGAUCGAUCGGAUAAGGUAGUCAAUCCUCCACCCACGGCCCCACUCUGUGAGACCCUCAUUAACCAGAAGGAACAGCAGAGCGUCACAAGUGACUUGGAUCCGCCUCUGUCCCCCCAGGCGCAAUCCAAAGAUGUUUCUGUUUCUCGUGGUUCUUGCGAUAAAUUUGAAUUAGUAACGGGUCAUGCUCCCGGAGAAUCACUCAACGAGACAGGUCCCAACUCGGUCAUUUCUCCCUCAUUGACCUCUCGUAUGCCGUCUCUUGGUACUCCAGACUCUAGUCCUUCGGUUCAUCCGACUAUUCCCAAGAAUGAAGACGCUAUUCAGAUGGAGAAAGCUCAAAAUGCAAAGAUCGACAAGAUCUGUUCUUCUCCAACCUGGAAGGAGAAGGAGGAAAAGAAGAAGGAAAAAAAAGACAAGAAAGAUAGGAAGGAUAGGAAGAACAACAAGGAAAAGAGUGAGAAAAAAGAGACUAGCCGCAGUGAGCGACGUGCCACCAAACGCCUCGAAGCCGAGCGCAAGGAAUUGGAGAAACGCCUGCUUCAGCUAGAGGAAGCCCAAACUCGACUAGACAAAGGCGCUGUUGAAAGGGGUCCGAAUCGACUAGUCAAGAAGCAACCAUAUGGCAGCUCCAGUAGGGAUUCCAGUGUCGGCACCGAGAAGAGACGUCGCUCGUCAAGUUUCUCUGACUUCUUCUCAAGAUCCCGACGGGGAUCCCGAGGUAGCUCCGUGGCUGGCGAUAGUGAGACGGAGAGCUCGCAGCCUCAUUCGUCUGAAAAGGGUCCUCCUCGUCCACCUACUAUACCUCUGGGGCUGCCUGAACGCUUCGGCGCUGCGGUCACUCGAGAGCUAGCGACCAAGCAUGGAAACAUUCUAAAUGCUUCCCACCAAGUCCAAGCUUCUCGUGCGCCAGGGUCGCCAGUAGCUCACUCAAUUCACUCAACCCUCAAGUCAGACGACUUGCGCGAGAAUUGGAGGGCGGCUGAGGCAUGGCAGCAAAAGCGCGAUAGCCUGGGUACUGCGAGCGACACUUCGCACAUACCAGAAAUGCAGUUGAAUGGCCAGCCUGUGUCAGAUGACGAUGAUUCUCGAUCCUACGUUGAAUCAGAUGAUCCCAAGAGAGAUCUUGACAGGGAGGUAUUCACUGCCACGCUCAAACACGUCGGCAAACCAAUUAAACCAGACAACAAACGAAGCAAUAUUCCAAUCAAUUCAUCCAGUUUGCAGCAAAGUGUAGCUAACCGGUCGUCUAUUGCCUUCACAGCCAACGGCAAUAUGCAGAAGGGAAACAAGCCAAUUCGUCAUUCCAUUGCAAACGAUAUCCCGAUGGCGGCUUUAUGGGGCCAUUCCACGGCGUCCAAGGAGAACAAAGCGGCUCCAAAAGGCCCAAAGCCAUUCCCUAAUAACAGCGCGCCCAGAUUGCUUCAGACAAAGGCUUACAAGUCGUCUCCGCUGGCGAUGAACCCGAAUAAGAUAGACCCGCAGACAGCAUCGAUCCCACUUUGUGCUUAUGAGUCGAUCAUUCCACAGCCAUUACGCCUUUCCCAGUCGCUCCUGCGUGGCAGUGGCGCCCAAAGUGUAGCAACUCAACCCAGCACGGCUAUUCGAGUGGAGGAGCCUUCUAAGCGCCCAGCGACCCCGUUGAGACACCCGGGUCGAACCAGUAGUGAGAGUGCGAGAUCUGGGGCAGGUACAACCGUCUCUCAGAGUGCCACAGACCGAAAUCGUCAAAUUGCUGGAAGUAAAGAUGCUACCCAAAGCGUGAGUAAGCCAGAACACAAACGAGGGCACUCUUUUUCUUCUGAGGGAUCGAGCUACGAUACUGCGGAUGAAGAGGUGCAUGCACCCGCCAGCAUCGAUGCACCCGCCAGCAUCGACGCACCCAAAAAACAGGAACCUGUCCAGUCUACACCACAGGCCCCCAUUUCAAAAGCAAGAAGCCCACCACACCUUGAAAUCCAAAGUGUGCCAAACAAGCCAUCUCCGGCCCUGGGAGGGGCUUUGGGCUUGUGGAGAAGAAAGACCAGACAGAAGGUGAAGCCCAUGCAAAUGAACCAAGUCAUUGGGAAACUGUUUGUCAUAUGCUGUCAAUGCAAAUACUGGCACGACCUGCCAUCAGAGGUGUAUGCCAAACUUGCCACUUCUGAGCACCUCCCUUCUGAAUCACGAUUGGGAAGAGCUUUCUCUCGAAGAAACAAUGUGCGAAAGCCGAUUCUCCCUUCGGACCCGAAUGAGUCUCGACGAGUUCCUAUACCCCGACGACUGCAGUUCACCGAUCAACCAGACACCACUCCAAAGGGUCCAAUUCCGGCCGAUGCAACGCCUGCCAUUCCCAGACCUCAGUGCUGCUGGUGUGGACAUGGCAUGAGCAAGAUCUGCUGCCAAGGAUGGACGACGACGGUCCAGAUGCGCGAGAGACAUCAUUAG
This is a messenger RNA of Penicillium taxi, 2496 nucleotides long. RefSeq lists its product as uncharacterized. The transcript has a single exon. NCBI's taxonomy places the organism in Eukaryota, Fungi, Ascomycota, Eurotiomycetes, Eurotiales, Aspergillaceae. The record is from RefSeq and is a predicted model, not a curated record. Bases 1 to 2496 code for a protein of 831 amino acids.